GCAGUGUGGGAGCAGAUGAGGGGGCUCCGAGGGGACAGCGAGGGCCGGUCGUGUGUGCCCGAGGGGCAGCCCAGGGAGCCUGGGACCUCCCCCGGACCCUCAGCCCGGUACCGCAGGGGAUGCCCCCUUCCGGGUGGGCUCACGUGCCCUGUCCCCCCCCCCCCAGCCCUGCUGGGGGCCUGCGUGGAGCCCAAAGACCUGAUGACCACCCUGUCCAACAUGCUCCCCGUCCGCCUGGCCACGGCCAUGAUGGUGCCCUACACUUUGCCCCUGGAGAGCGCCGUGUCCUUCACCAUCCGGCUGCUGGAGUGGCUCCCCGACGUCCCAGAGGACAUUCGCUGGAUGAAAGAACAGACUGGCAGUAUCUGUCAGUACCUGGUGAUGAGAGCCAAGAGGAAGCUGGGCAACCACCUUUGUGCCAGGCUCACCGACCCCCUGGAGCUGCGGCGGGCACAGUCUCUGCCCUCUGUGCCCCAGUCCUUCUACGGGGACGCCUUGCCCCGCUGGAUGCGCAACAACUUGUCCCUGGGGGACGCCGUGGCCAAGUGGGAGGAGUGCCAGCGCCAGCUUCUGCUGGGUCUCUUCUGCACCAACGUGGCCUUCCCCCCGGAUGCCCUGCGAAUGAAGACCCCCCCCUCCGGGCCGCCUGCCCUCCCCCCCCACUGAGAGCCCCCGGGGCUCCCCCAAGCUCCUUCUUCCUGUGGACAGCCGGGCCCCUCCCCACCUUGGCCUGGGGCCGGGGCUCCUAGGCAGGCUCGCUGGGCCCCGGGGGGCUGAGUGCAGGAGCUCCCAGAGCACCCGGGCCGGGCGGCGGGCCCUGGAGAGGAGGGGGUGCCCCUAGGAGCAGGGCCCCCCGCUUGUGCCUCCUCCCCGCGUCUGCCUGAACACUGUAUGCAGAACUAUUUAUUUUGGUGAAAAGAGUUGUAAUAAAGGCUGAAGCCCAG
Molecule: messenger RNA, 944 nt
Organism: Gracilinanus agilis (Agile Gracile Mouse Opossum)
Lineage: Eukaryota; Metazoa; Chordata; Mammalia; Didelphimorphia; Didelphidae
Product: patatin-like phospholipase domain-containing protein 2
Exons: 3
Coding region: 16-666 (216 amino acids)
Source: RefSeq, a predicted model, not a curated record